Molecule: messenger RNA, 6494 nt
Organism: Dendroctonus ponderosae (mountain pine beetle)
Lineage: Eukaryota; Metazoa; Arthropoda; Insecta; Coleoptera; Curculionidae
Product: fatty acid synthase-like
Exons: 32
Coding region: 24-6455 (2143 amino acids)
Biological process (GO): fatty acid biosynthetic process
Molecular function (GO): 3-oxoacyl-[acyl-carrier-protein] synthase activity; fatty acid synthase activity; phosphopantetheine binding
Source: RefSeq, a predicted model, not a curated record
GUAUUUUGAGCAACAGUUCAGCCAUGACAACGGAUAAGGAGCCGCAAUCGGAAAAUGACCCCAGCAUGCGAAUUGGCACUAUCCUGGCCCGACCACCACCUGGUGAAGAACUAGUUAUAUCUGGCAUGUCAGGGUUCUUUCCGCUAUCGGCAAACAAUGACGAAUUCGAAUACAACUUGGAGAACAAAAUCGAAAUGGUCAGCCACGGGCCCAAAUUGCAUCCAGAACUGCCCCUUGGGUUGGGAUCCCUCAAGGACCGAACGCGCUUUGAUUCGGGAUUUUUCGGUAUCCCUCCGAACCAUGUGCGCUGCAAAAACCCCAUAAUUCGCAUGCUUUUGGAGAAAUGUUACGAAUCCAUCCUGGAUGCCGGCCUGCAUCCCUCUGACCUAGCGGGAACCCGAACCGGAGUGUUUAUAGGAGCAGGUUUUACCGAAUCGGAACUCCACUGGUACCAUUCGGAGCAAGUACCCGGCGGAAAUGUGAUCUUGGGGAAUCAGAAGUCGCAACAGGCCAACAAGCUCAGCUAUUUGCUGCGCCUACAAGGCCCUUCCUUCACGGUCGAUACGGCAUGCAGCAGCUCAGCCACCGCUGUCGACGUGGCCUACCGAGCGAUCAGAACAGGUCAAUGUGACGCCGCCCUCGUGGGCGGUACCAAUCUGUUACUGACGGACGGUCUGACGUUGCAGUUCAGUCGACUAGGAGUUCUGAGUAUGGAAGGUCGUUGCCGCCCGUUCGAUGCCGAUGGGACCGGUUACGUGCGCUCUGAGACCAUCGGCAUGCUUCUGAUCCAGAAAGCCAGAGACGCCCAUCGAAUCUACGCCACUGUGGUUCAUGCAAAAUCCAACUGCGAUGGCUACAAGGAGGAGGGCAUCACGUAUCCCAGUGGCGGCGAUCAGAAGCAGCUGUUCAAGGAAAUGUAUCUGGAGAGCGGCAUUGCGCCCUCUGCGGUCAGCUUUAUUGAGGCUCACGGCACUGGAACCCCUGUGGGCGAUCCAGAGGAAAUGAACGCAAUCGACCAGACUUUCACGGCGGGAAGAACCAGCCCCUUAUUGAUCGGUUCGGUUAAGUCCAGUGUUGGACAUGCUGAGGUGGCCUCCUGCUUGUGCUCGAUCGCCAAGGUCAUUCUGGGCUUUGAAAAGAACAAGAUCCUACCGAACAUCAAUUAUGUGCGACCCAGACCGAGUCUACAGGGCAUCUUUGCCGGCAGGAUCAAAGUCGUGGUGGAAAAUACAGCUUUCCCCCAGCAGAACAACAUCGUAGGGUUGAACAGCUUUGGGUUCGGGGGCGCAAACGUCCACAUGAUCCUCAAGCAGGGCGAGAAAGUAAGAGUAGGGCGCAGACAGCCCUUGGAUGCGCUCCCGCGCUUGGGGUGCGUCAGUGGGCGCACUGAGGCUGCCGUCCAUUGUCUUUUGGAUGAUGUUGCGCAGAGGUUCGACGAAGAGCACAUUGCUUUGGUGCACAACGUGUUCAGGAAGCCAAUUAAUAAUCAUAUUUGGAGAGGAUACGUCAUUGUUUCCCAAGCGGGAGUCACUCAGAAAUCGACCAAGGAGCGAAUCACCGCCAAAACCAAGCUGCGUGUGCUCUUUGGGGGGAUCUGGAGAACCCCAGCAAUUGCCUUGGGGACGCUGCUGGAUCUCCCGGCGCUCUCCCACUUUAAAUCCAGGUUACUGAACCUUUCCAGGCAAAAGCAUCUGGACCUAACAGCCAUUGGAGCCGACGUUCUGCGGAACGCCCUCAUCCAGAUGGCAUAUGCCGAGCUUCUGAAGGUGCUUCAAAUCGACAUCGACCGGGUUCGGGGGCAUUCGCUGGGAAAAUUCUGCAGCGCCUACUACGACAACUCCCUAACCUUGGAGGAGUAUCUAGAAUGCAUGUGUGUCAUCGCCAAUGAGAUGGACGCUUGUGGAAUGUCCAAGGAGUCAAACAGCCUCAAAACUGCAGAUCUGACGUCUGCCAGCAAAAGCAAGCUUCAAAGUGAGUUCGCCCGGAUUCUAGAAGCGCGUCAGCACGUUAAUGGGUUCGGGAGCCACCAAGUCCAACUGAAGUCUGCUAAGUAUUUCGCCGCGGCUCUUUCCGAGCCCCUUUCAGGCCGGCGCCCUUCCAACCCGAAAAACUGGGUGACUUUGGAAAUAGGCCAGAGCACAUCAACAGACGACAGCAACGACAGGGUGCUCGAUCUGUACGGGCAAGACGAUCUUCUCGGCGUUUUGGAUGUUAUUGGCAGGCUGUUCGAGUGGGGACAAAAUCCCCAAAUCCAACUGCUCUACCCCCGGGUUCAAUUCCCGGUCAGUCGGGGAACGCCGGGAAUUUCCUCGAAAAUCAAAUGGAAGCACGACAAGCAACAAGUGCUGAUCACAUUCGGCUGCGCCUUGAAGCUGAAGAAUGCCUCCCAGAUCCCCAUCAACAUCCAAAACGUGGAAUGGAUGGGCCUGGAUGGACACGUCGUCGAUGGUAGGAACCUGUUUCCUGCCACCGGCUACCUCUUCACAGCCUGGUUGUUGCUGUCCAACUACCAUGCGCUGGAGGUAAACCAGACGAAAGUGAUCUUCGAAAAUUGCAAAUUCCUGCGAGCGUGCACAAUAAACAAGAGCGGAGAACUGAAACUGGAAAUCACGAUGCAGACGCACAGUGGAAAAUUCGAAAUCACCGAGAGCAACGUGCCGGUGGCGACCGGAUACUGCCGAAUGGAUAAGAGCGACAGCACCGAAUCAAACCAACCCUUGCUGGGCGCUGACUGGUGCGGACCGCUCAAAACCAAAGACAUCUACAAGGAACUGAGGCUCAGAGGAUACGGUUACAAGGGCAUUUUUCGGAGCGUGGUUGAGUGCAACAAUGCGGCCACUGCCGCAAAAAUCAAAUGGACCAACAACUGGAUCGCCUUCCUGGACAACGCCCUCCAUUUGACACUGCUGCAGGCGGACACCCGGAUGCUGUACGUCCCAACUGGCAUUCGCAAGCUGCGAAUCGACCCCGAAAUCGUGCUGCAGGAAGUGCAGGCGCGCAAGCAAGACGGCCUGGACACCGUCAUUCCCAUCACCUCGAACCCGAAAACUGGAAUGAUGCAGUGUGCAGGAAUCGAGCUAGCGGGCUUGUCUGCUUCGUCAAUACCCCGGAAGAAAAUCACCGCGCUUCCGGUGCUGGAAAAGUACGUGUUUGUGCCAAACCACUGCAAACUCACGCGCAAUGAGGCCAUCAGGGUGUUUAUGCAGAUCGUGGUGGAGGAAACUCAAACCGUCAAAGUAACCGCAGUGGAACUGAUCGACGAUGCCAACCAAGAGGAUUCAGCGCCACUAGGACCUUUGCUGAAGGCCACAUUGGAGGACCUGCCGCUCAUCAGAGCCGAUAUAACGCUGCUGAGCGCUCAGCCGAUCGAAACCGACCUCGAAGUGGAGAGCAAAAGCCUCGCAGAGAUGACCGAGAAGACCGUUGUGGUAGCUAGCAAACUGCUGAGCAGGGCUCUGAUCCUGCAACAGGCCAUCCGAGCAGCCAAUGAGCGCGGCUACUUGAUCAGCCGCGAACCAAUCAGCGCUCAGCCUCCAGUCGCCAGCCUGCCCUCAAUCGACGUGAUAAGUGCGCUGCAAACCGAGGACGAAACGCUGGUUCUGCUCAGGAGAAAACCCAGCCAAUCACGCGCCAGAACGUUUGUAAACGUCAGCAUGCAGUCGCGGCCAAUCCGGUGGCUGGCUGAGCUCAAAAAGGCCAUCAAGACCAACCAGGACGUCGUGCUGUGGUGUCAGCACGAACCUUUGAACGGAAUAUUAGGUUUGGUAAACUGCCUCAGGAGAGAACCGGAUUGCGGCCAAGUUCGAGGGCUGUUUAUAGUGGACAGCGCGCCCGAAUUCGCCCCAGACCUGCCCUUCUACCAGCAGCAGCUGGACAAAGAUGUGGCCAUGAGCAUUUACAAGAACGGCGCAUGGGGCACCUAUCGGCACCUACUUCUUGGCGACUUGAAGCCUGUGCAAAAAGAGCACUGUUACGCCAACAGCACUGUCCGAGGCGACCUCUCCAGCAUCAAGUGGAUCGAAGGACCGCUCACCAGAAACGUUGAGCCGAAGGCUCAAGAAAAGCUGGUGGAGGUCUACUACUCCUCAUUGAACUUUCGGGACGUCAUGCUGGCCUCAGGCAGAAUCAACGUGGACGUGUUGACCAAGGACAGACGCAAGCAGGACUGCGUGCAAGGCCUGGAAUAUGCAGGCAAAACCUUGAGUGGGAAGAAAGUGAUGGGAAUGCUGGCGCAAGGAACCCUCUCCACUUUGGUCGAAGCCGACCCCUGCCUCUCAUGGGACGUGCCGCAAGGAUGGUCAUUGAGGGAGGCCGCAACAGUGCCCGUCGUCUACGCAACCUGCCUCUAUGCUUUGGAAGUUGUGGGGAAGCUAAGGAGCUGCGACACAGUGCUGAUUCAUUCAGGGACCGGAGGGAUCGGGCAGGCCGCCAUCAACUUGUGCUUGGCCAAGGGCUGCACUAUUUUCACCACUGUGGGCACCCGGGAGAAGCGCGAGUACUUGAGGAAAAACUACCCGCAAAUCAACGGUCGGUUCAAAUUCACAAUCCAAUCAUCACCUCCUAAAAAAAAUGAAAUAAUCCAACAAAGCUUGAUAACUCGGCUUAGGUACUGUUGCGACCCAUCAAAGUCCUACGUGAUAUGUGGAGGCCUUGGGGGCUUUGGACUGGAAUUGGCCGACUGGUUGGUACUCAGAGGAGCGCAGAACCUGGUGCUGACAUCCCGAAAGGGCAUCACAACUGGCUAUCAGCAGCAAAGAACCACGCUGUGGCAAAGCUAUGGGUGCAAUGUGAAAAUAUCCACGCAAGACAUCACGGUUCCCUCAGGAUGCGAGGCUCUGUUAGGAGAAGCCAAUGCCUUGGCGCCUGUUAAGGCCGUCUUCAACCUGGCGGUGGUGUUGCAGGACGCCACACUCCCCAAUCAGACUGAGCAGAGCUUUGAGGUGUCGUUCGGGCCCAAAGCGGACGCCACCAGGUUUCUGGACAAAGCCACCAGGAGACUGUGUCCAGAACUGAGUGAUUUCGUGGUGUUUUCUUCCGUGUCGUGCGGCAGGGGAAACGGCGGUCAAACCAACUAUGGCAUGUCCAAUUCGGUAAUGGAGAGAGUAUGCGAGAGGCGACGCCACGAUGGAUAUCCAGCGGUGGCGAUAGAAUGGGGAGCCAUCGGCGACGUGGGCCUGGUGGCCGAAAUGUUCGAGGAGCAAGUGCAGCUGGAAAUAGGGGGCACUCUUCAGCAAAGCAUCGCCAGUUGCUUUCAGGUGUUGGACCGGCUGCUGAGGCAAACCGAAGCGGCGGUUGUGUCCAGCAUUGUGGUCGCUGAGAAGAAAGCUUCCACUGGCUCCAGCAGUAUUCUGGAUGUCGUUGCCGGCAUUAUAGGAAUCACCGACCUGAAGUCGGUCAGUCUGCAGUCCACUCUAGCCGAAUUGGGCAUGGAUUCAAUGAACGGGGUCGAGAUGAAGCAAACGCUGGAAAGGGAGUAUGGGAUUGUGUUCUCGCCCGCCCAGCUCAGAGGCGUCACACUAGCGCGAAUCUUGGAACUGCACCAAAGUGGAAAUGGUGCAGAGUUGGAGCAGUCGAAAGAAUUUGACUUGAAAGACUUCUUGAUGUACCUGCUAACAGAAAGCGACUUGCGCGACUCUUCCAUCGCGAAGCUCCCGAGCUUAGGGGCAGCCAACGGCUGCCAACGAUUGAGCAAACUGAUAGCUUUUCCAGGCAUCGAAGGACAGUGCGAGCUCUUAAAAGCCCUAACCCAAAAACUGGAGGUGGAUGCCAUUGGGUUAAGCUACACCAGCGGCCUACAAGCGGACAACAUUCCAGAAACCGCUGCUCGAAUUAUUCCCUUCGUCAGGGACCUUCUGGAACCGAACGAACCAUUCCACCUUGUGGCCCAUUCGAUGGGCUGUUGCGCAGCUUUGCAAGUUGCCAGCGAUUUGGAGCAUUUGGGACUAGUGGGAACGAUUAGCUUCAUCGAUGGGUCACCCGCUUUCAUCAAAGAGCUCUCCGCUAAAAUGUCUGGUGCAGAUUGGGAAAGUGUUGUGCUUUGUAGCGCGCUAAGCUUGCACGUGAACGAAGCCCAAGUCGUUGAGUUUGCGCAAGAGCUAUCGAAAAUAUCGUCGAGCAGCAAGCGGCUCGAGCUCUAUCUAUCCAAGUUUCAAUACGACGAGAAAAUUACAAAAUCGUUGGUGCUGAAUAGCACCAAUAUGGUGCUGAACUUAAUGAAAGCCUGCAUGAGCUACCAUCCAACGAUUGGAAAAUUGAAAUCCAAAGCGCGACUGUUCAAGCCAACUAUGGUAUCAAUCUCGUUCGAAGCUGAGGACUAUGAGUUGGGCCAGUACUUUGAACAACCGGUUGAAGUCUUGGUGCUGGAGGGCGAUCAUAGGACCAUUUUGAACAACGAUGAACUAGCCGAGUCGAUCAUGAGCUCCUGUAGGGCUGCCAAUGGCUUUGUCGAGGAAUAGUGGGGAAUAUGCAAUAUUGCAAUAAAUUUGUCAAUCUGA